Molecule: messenger RNA, 2489 nt
Organism: Hemibagrus wyckioides
Lineage: Eukaryota; Metazoa; Chordata; Actinopteri; Siluriformes; Bagridae
Gene: cisd1
Product: CDGSH iron sulfur domain 1
Exons: 3
Coding region: 128-451 (107 amino acids)
Biological process (GO): regulation of autophagy
Cellular component (GO): mitochondrial outer membrane; intracellular membrane-bounded organelle
Molecular function (GO): 2 iron, 2 sulfur cluster binding
Source: RefSeq, a predicted model, not a curated record
UUGGUUGCAGAAUUGAUUCGCUUGAAUGAUCCACCCACAGUUUGCAGGAGCUUUAAAAUAUGGGUCAUUAGUCUUUGGGAAAGGACAGUUUGCAGUCUCUUAGUGUGCUUGAUUCCAAGAAACAGUCAUGACUAGCUUACCAACUUUGUCUAAAGGUGAAGUGAUCACGGCUCUGUCCGUCACUGCUGGAGCCGUGGCCAUCGGCUUCCUGAUCCACAAAACACUGUUUUCCAAUUCCAAAUGCGUGAAGCCAAAAGUCAACCUGGACCUUCAGAAAGACAACCCCAAAGUGGUGCAUGCUUUCGAUAUUGAGGAUCUGGGCGAUAAGGCUGUCUACUGUAGAUGUUGGAGAUCUAAGAAGUUUCCAUACUGUGAUGGUGCUCAUGCAAAACACAAUCAAGACACGGGGGACAACGUAGGCCCACUGAUCAUUAAAAAGAAGGAUGCAUGAGUGUGAAACUUGAUGUACUCAGAGUCGACGUUUGCAAUCCCAUUGAAGCACUGAUGGAGAUUAAUAUAUAUUUGCCUCACAUGUGACUAAGCUUGUCAACUGAUUUAGGGUUUAUUAUUCUCUUGUCAUAGCUGCCUGUGUCUGAAUGGUCAUCAUACAUCAGGGUCUUAUUCUCAGUCUUCUUGUCUUAGUGCAGGUGUAUAUAUUGAGAAAUAUAUAUUUUUUUCUCCCAAAAAUUAAAUAAUUACAUUUGAAACUGGAUGUUAUGUAAUGAAAUUAGCACUACAUUUUUUCUUCCUUCGUAUUCAGAUCCCAAGUGGCUUCUCAGCUGAUUGCAAGGCUUCGUGAAAUUGCUGUAAUGAUGUUGACAAAAGCACUUAAGAGUGAAUGCGGCAUGACAGAUUGUAUAUUUGAAAGCCAUGAAAAUAAAUGAACCAAAAAAAAAGUAAAUGAACUGUAAGAAAGAGUGAAUGGGUUUAUUUGAAACUGGAUCUCAGUUUGUUUCUCUGCAGACUGUCCCAUGAUAUAACCUUAUCCAAACACACACAAGCAAGUGACAAAAUGGAAAAAGUACCUCUUGUUUAGGCUAAAUUAUAAAUCUUAGUUGGGUUUUCAGCACAAAUGCAAAACCCCAAAUAAAAUCUUAUUUAAUACAAACAUUAAUCAGAUUUGUUUUUUUACUUAGUUGAACCACACUGUGUUAUAAUAUACCAGGAUCUGAUCUGUAGUUAUGUGCUAAUUAUUAUAUGUAUGAAUGACACAUAGAUUGUUUUUAAAAAAAUGAUAUAACUUUUGAGUAUUAUUAAAACAAACAUCUGACCUUCUUAAACUUCUUAACUGAGUGAUGUAAAGUGAGUGAAUAUGCUGUGGUAAAGGCUGUGCAGUGUGCUUGAAAUUUUAUUUUGAGAUAUUACUCCAAGAGUAAAUUCAUCGGUUAACACUUGAUUUAACGUUCUGUGAUGGACAGAUUGUCUAGUCGUCUUUGAUUUUCUGAUGAAUGCAGUUCCCAUUUAAUUAUCUCUUUGUGUAAUCUGUACUGUAUGUCCUUUCACUGCUGCAGUUAUUCUUUUGUACACUCACUGUUUACUUUAUUAGGAACACCAGGCCUUCUGCACAUUUAUGCAAUUAUCAAACCAGCCAAUCAGGUGGCAGCAGCACAGUCAUGCAAAUAAAGAUCAAGAGCUUCAUUUAAUCUGCACAUCAAAAACCAGAACGAGGAAAAGGUGUGAUCCCUGUGACUUUAACUGUGGCAUGGCUGUUGGUGCCAGAUGGGUUGGUUUGUGUAUAUCGGAAAAUGCUGAUCUCCUGGGAUUUUCACACACACAACAGUGUCUGGAGUUUACACAGAAUGGUGGGGGGGGGCAUCCUGUGAGCAGAGGGUCUGCAGGCUGAAAUGCCUUGUUGAUGAUGGAGAUCAGAAGAGAAUGACCAGACUGAUCUCAGCUGAAAGGAAGUCUGUAGUAACUCGCAUAAUCACUCUUUACAACUAUAGUGAGGGGGAAAAAAAGCAUUUCAGAAUAUUUAACAUAUCAAGCCUUGAUGUUGAUGGGCUACAACUGAAGGCCACACCAGUUUCCUCAUCUGUCAGCCAAACACAUAAAUCUGAGGCUAUCAUGAGCACAGUCUCACCAAUCUGGACAACUGAAGACUGGAAAUAGAGGAGGAGAUUUUGUUCCUAAUCUUCAACUGUCCUGUUUAGGUGAGUCUGUGCUCAUGAUAGCCUCAGAUUCUUGUUCUUGGCUGACAGGAGUAGAACCAAAUGUAGCCCAUCAACCUCAAGCUUUGAUGUAUUGUGGAUUCUGGGCUGCUUUUCCGCUCACCAGGGCUGUAAAUAGUGAUUAUUUGAGUUAAAAUAUCCUUCAACUUCAACCAAUCUGGUCAUUAUCUGAUCUCUCUUAUCAACAAGGGGUUUUCACUCACUGUCAAAGUGCAGGUGUUCCCAAUAAAGUGGACAUUGAGUGCAUAAUCCAUCUAUUGAUAAUAGACUUUGUUUGCCAUGUUAUGUUUACAUCAGCAAUAAAUAUAUAACAUCUGUCUA